AUGGAAGGCUCGAGCGAAGACCUCGACCGACUGGCCUCAUCAAUUAAAACUCAACUCGAUCAACUGACGCAGACUAACAGCAGCAGUGACAGCAACCUACUACUCAACAGCAUCGAUGAGGACCCUAUACUGCCCACUCCAGACGAUCUCAUCCUCUCAGAUCCUGAUUAUCAAUUUGCCCACCAUUCUAUUCGGCAACUGUUGAUCUCGUCUUACCCGGCAGGCUCGAACGAGCUCGAUCACGAGCAAUUGGCAAAAUCAAUCAUCCACCUCUUCAAGAACCAUUUCAAGCAAUACUCGGCUGACCCGCUAGAUCCGAACUGCUUGGAGGGGCUGUCAAAUCAGAUCUUGGACCUACUAGGCUUCCAGGCAAUCGACCUCGUCCCUCAAAUCGUCCAGAAAGUUCGCACGUUUGACUUCACAGAACGGGUCGACCUCAAUCGCGCACAAAGGACUCGAACAGACAUCCAGCAGGACGCGUUCGAUCUUCCAUAUCUUGACGCAUUCAAAGCCCAACAAUUGGCUCAAGCUGCAAACCGGCCUUUAUUCAGUCGAGAUGGAUUCCUGACAGACCAGCCUAUCAACCCUCACAUCUUCGACUCAACCCUCUCCAACGGCUGCCAACAGGCCUUCACAAGCCUCACUGGGAAGAAGUUCACCCUUCCGAUCGGGACCACCAGAUCCACCCAUGAGCUCUUCGAAGAGAUCAUGAUCCCCCCCUCCAAUAAAAUUCCGAUGCGCUCGGACGAACAUCUGAUCGAGAUUGAUGAACUCGAUCCCAUCUCACGCAAAUCCUUCUCGGGUUAUAAGACUCUCAACCGAUUGCAGAGCGCUGUCUAUCCGAUCGCGUACAAAACCAAUGAAAACAUGCUGAUAUGUGCUCCCACUGGUGCAGGAAAGACAGAUGUGGCCAUGUUGACUAUUCUCCGAGCGAUUUCUCAGUACGGCGAUCUCAAUCUUGAUAAACCAGUCAAAGGCCUCAGGAACGACUUCAAAAUAAUUUACGUCGCUCCAAUGAAGGCUUUAGCCGCCGAGAUUGUACGUAAAAUGGGCAAGAGGCUCGGCUGGCUGGGCGCAGUCGUCAAAGAGCUGACUGGUGACAUGCAAUUGACCAGAGAAGAAAUCAACGCGACACAUCUCAUUGUCACCACGCCCGAAAAGUGGGACGUUGUCACGCGUAAAUCUUCUGGUGAAGAGAGCCUCGUCUCAAGAGUUCGAUUACUAAUCAUUGACGAGGUCCAUCUCCUUCACGAAGACCGAGGGGCCGUUAUUGAGACAAUUGUGGCCCGAACCUUGCGGCAGGUUGAAUCCUCCCAAUCUCUUAUUCGGAUCGUAGGGCUUUCGGCCACUUUGCCCAAUUACGUCGAUGUGUCUGACUUCCUUAGGGUCAACAGAAUGCAAGGUCUCUUUUACUUUGAUAGCAGCUUUAGGCCUGUACCUCUGGAGCAACAUUUUCUCGGCGUUCGCGGUAAACCUAAUUCGGCCACUUCAAGAACCAAUCUCGACAAAGCCACAUUUGAGAAGGUAUCAGAACUAGUCAAAGAGGGGCAUCAAGUGAUGGUGUUUGUACACGCGCGCAAGGAAACUGUCAAGACGGCUCAGAUGUUGAAAGAGAAAGCCAUGGAAGAGGAUAUUCUCGAGCUGUUUGAUCCCACCGAGCACGCCAGUUUUGAUUCAUUCAAACGGGAAUUAUCUGCUUCCUCCAACAGACAAAUGAAAGAAUUGAUACAAGACGGUUUCGGCAUCCAUCACGCGGGAAUGUUACGUUCGGAUAGAACUAUCAGUGAACGCUUGUUUGAGGCUGGUGUUACGCGAGUACUUUGUUGUACAGCAACACUAGCAUGGGGUGUCAACUUACCGGCGUACGCGGUUAUCAUUAAAGGUACUCAAAUCUACGACGCUUCCAAAGGUUCCUUUGUCGAUCUGGGGAUCCUCGAUGUCCUGCAGAUCUUUGGAAGAGCUGGUCGGCCUCAGUACGAAGACCAUGGCGUGGGGUACAUUUGCACUACCCAUGAUCGAUUGGAUCAUUAUGUUGCUGCCAUAACCCAACAGCAUCCGAUCGAAUCGCAGUUUAUCGCGGGAAUUGUAGACUCAUUGAACGCAGAGAUUGCCCUAGGCACGGUGCGGACUAUAGACGAAGGCGUACAGUGGAUUGGUUGGACUUACCUAUUCGUACGGAUGCGUAAAAAUCCAAUGGUUUACGGACUCACGAUCUCAGAUGUGGAGGAUGAUCCGUUCUUAGGUAGUAAGAGGCAUUCACUAAUCGAGAUCGCUGCCAAGAGACUCCACCAGAUCGGCAUGAUCAAGUUCGAUCAAGUGACUGGAUCGCUUGAUCCUACCGAGCUCGGCAGGAUUGCGUCCAAGUAUUACAUUAAGCAUUCGACCAUCGAGAUUUUUAACCAGUCAUUCCGGCCAAAAAUGACUGAGGCCGAUGUGCUAGCAAUGCUCAGUCAGAGUGUAGAGUUCGAUCAAAUCAAAGUUCGAGAUUCCGAAUUAGAAGAACUGGAGCAGUUGCAAGAACAAGCACCCUGCCAGGUUAAGGGCGGGCCAACUGCAACCGCUGGGAAAGUCAGCAUCCUACUUCAAGCUCACGUUUCCCGCGCUUUCGUGGAAGAUUUCGCGCUCGUCUCGGAUACCGCCUAUGUUGCUCAAAACUCGGCCCGAAUCGUCCGCGCUCUGGUCGAGAUCAGUAUCUGGAAAAAAUUUGCGGAGACUUCAAAGGUUUUGGUCGAGAUUAGCAAAUGUAUAGAGAAGCGAAUGUGGCCGUUCGUUCAUCCGUUGUCACAAAUUGGUCUUUCGGAUCAGUUGAUUCAUGACUUGGACGAUCGCGCUGGGGAUCUUGAAGUCGAAGAUUUGGCAGAAAUGACAGCACCAGAGAUUGCUUCAGUCUGUAGAUUAAACGAUCGACUCGGAGGCGUUAUCUUACGAGCAGCUCGUCAAUUUCCGCGCUUGUCGAUUGAGCACACUCUCCAACCGUUGACCCAGAGCUUGCUGAGGGUGAGGGUCCAUGCCCGUCAGGAAUUUGAUUGGUCGGCCAAGAUUCAUGGGCAAGGUGAACCGUUCUGGGUUUGGAUCGAAGAUGGUGAACAGCAAGAAAUCCUUCGAAUCACUCGGAUCUACCUUCGCCAAUCCGCCCCUGACUUUGAUCUGGAUUUCAUCCUCUCCUUCUCUAACAGUUCUGGGCCCCUUCCAAAAGAAUUGUGUCUCAGAGUUAUCUCCGAUCGUUGGAUCGGCUCGGAUAGUUUCAAAGAAGUUCCGCUCAAGGAUGUCCAAUUAUGUCCUAUCCCACCUCAACCUACGCCUCUGCUAGAAUUGCCCCUCCUCUUAACAUCUCGGCUAGCUCGAUUAAAUGAACAUCCUCAAUUAGCUGGAUUGUCUAAUCAGCUGUCUUCGAUCGAAACGCAAUGCUUCCAUACGCUAUUCCAUACCCCUCACGAUGCACUAAUAUGUGCGCCCGAGCAACAAGCUCUCCAUCGACUGGCACUUUUUGCUAUCGCUCGAACACUGAAACUGGGCUCUGAUCAAGCAAAGCGGGUUCUGGUGAUUGCCCAUAGGAAACCUAUUGCACGACAGCUGAGCGCAUUCUUGAUCCGAAGUUUGAAAGCAUUUUCCGUCAAAAUAUCUGUCCUAGUCGAGCCUUCUGAUCUUUCAAUGUACGCUAGUUCUUCAAUAGACUCCUUAGAAAUCGUGGUCAUGACUGCCAAACUUGGUUCGGCCGUGGCGGUCCCAUUCUACCGAAGCAGGACCUUGACCAUUCUAAUGGACUUGCACAACAUGAGCAAGGAUUACGAAAAUAUGAUUAACAUUAUCCUGAAGAAUCGUUCGACCACUCGCCUCCUUGGUUUUUCGAGCUCCCUCAUGGAUCCCAGCUCACUCUCAAGCUGGCUAAAGAUUGACGAAAGACGGGUCUCCAAUUUCUCGCCCGGUAGUCGCUCACAACCUAUUUGGGUAGAAUUCUUGCCAUUCAAUCUACCGUACUCGUCUAAUCAAUGGAAAGUGAUGGUAAAACCUGUGUGGAAAAUUAUCCAAGCGAGCCCGACUUCAUCUGUCCUCAUCUUCGUUCCAUCUAAACAUCAAUGCCAAGCCGUCGCUCAGCAGCUCGUUCAAUGCUCUGCAUCGAGUAUGGGCCGCCAAGACAUGACAGAGCCGACUCAAGAAUUGUGGUAUUACGCAGAACAAUUCACGCAUCCAGAAGUGGCGGACAUGCUGGUACACGGGGUGAUGCUGCUAAAUGAAAGAAUGUCGGCGAGGGAGAUGCGGUUAGGGAUCGAACUGUUUCAACAACGGAAGCUGAAAAUCAUGGUCCUACCUCGCGAAUCAUCGUGGAAGAUCUCGAACGACCAGUUAAAGGCCGAAGUGGUGAUCGUCAUGGGUACUCGCCACGGCGCCACGCAUUUCUCGGGGAACGAGUCAGGUGAAGCGGCUUCCCAAUCGGCCAGCGAAACCGAGCUAUCAGAGUUGGUCCAAAUGCAGGGCUUCGUGGGUGCGACAAGCGCUGAUCCAUUGGGGAACUCGAACACGGGACAAUUCGUGGUGAUGUGUGAGGAGGAGCAGUUGGAAAAAUACCAGAGUUUCUUGAAGGCCGGAAUGCCGCUAGAAUCGACGAUCGAGUUAGAUUCGAGUUUGUAUAUCGAUAUUGUACUGCAGGAAUUGGCUUCUGGUGGUGGGAAGAAGAGGAAAGGAAUCAGCAGAUCCGAAGCCAUCAAGUGCUUAGCGGGGACGUUGCUGUUCGAGCGCAUCCAAGUCAAUCCUUUGUACUACGGUAUCGAUACUCGUCCCGGCCGAGGUAGCGGUGAGGAGACCCAAAAAGACCAAACCGGAUGGGCUGAAUCUGCGGUUGUGGACCGAUGGAUCGAGCGAUUGGUCGAUCUCAGCUGUCUCAAAUCUCUUGGCUUGGAUGCAGUCGAGCUGACUGAGAUCGGCAGCCGGGUGGUCGAGGAGAAGCUCUCAGUCGACCUGCUCGCUCAGCUACGAAGCUAUCUGAAAGACAACUCCCGAAAGACGAUUGGGAAGCUCGUCGAGCAAUCAAAACUCUCCACAGAGGAUGAUUUGAUCGCCCGGACCAAGGAUUUCUACUCGAAACUACCGCGGGUUCUCAAGGACCAAAAUGCUUGGUUUAUUGCGGAGACCACCAGUUCCAGUCCGGACAAACAAACCCCAGGGGAAGACGGCACCGCCGGUCCUCAAAAAACGGACGAUCAGCAGUCCAGCCGCCCGGUCAUAGGCCUUCUGCUCGCUUGCUUCGAGGCCGGAAGGAUCCCGUUUAAUGAUACCGUCUUGGCUCGUGAACAAGCGCAUCUUGUCGUCCAGUCUAUCAAGCUCUUGUUCAAGAGAAUCUGA
Messenger RNA from Puccinia triticina, 5340 nucleotides. RefSeq lists its product as uncharacterized. The record is from RefSeq and is a predicted model, not a curated record. Lineage: Eukaryota; Fungi; Basidiomycota; Pucciniomycetes; Pucciniales; Pucciniaceae. Gene Ontology annotation, molecular function: ATP binding; nucleic acid binding. The transcript has 16 exons. Bases 1 to 5340 code for a protein of 1779 amino acids.